Halichondria panicea is the source of this 5015-nucleotide messenger RNA. RefSeq lists its product as uncharacterized. Gene Ontology annotation, cellular component: lysosomal membrane. Bases 204 to 2228 code for a protein of 674 amino acids. Gene Ontology annotation, biological process: transmembrane transport. Lineage: Eukaryota; Metazoa; Porifera; Demospongiae; Suberitida; Halichondriidae. The transcript is spliced from 10 exons. The record is from RefSeq and is a predicted model, not a curated record. Gene Ontology annotation, molecular function: transmembrane transporter activity.
UUUCCUAGUUUCCUAGUAGUACAUACCAGGCCAAUUACUUAUACUGCCAGGUAGUGAGUGACAGAGUACUUAGCUAGAUCUAGUUCGUGUUGCACUAGCCACAGUAGCCUAUAGCUGGUUUUCUGGCUUGUGACACUGUCAAUGUGAUAUGUAGAUGUAGCUAUUAUCUAGCUAGACCACAAAGACUACAGCUUAUAAUUAAGAUGAUUGACAAACUAACAAAAGAGAUUUGGAGGUUUAGGCUCAAUUGGGUUCUCACAUCUUUUGUUUUGGCAGUGCUAUAUGUAAGUGGAAUAAAGAAUCAGUUCUCAUCGCUUCAUAGAUAUGUGACAAAUCCAGAGCUGCAGAGCUUAAACGGAACUGAUCGUUAUGAGGUCGAGGCUGGACUAGGAGAAUCUGAGUUGUUCUACUCGGGAGUAAUGGCAACACUUCACUUUGGGGCUAUAUUCGGAGGUUUAUCAAUGGGAGUCCUUGUUAGAUUCCUUCCUUAUUGGUAUCUGUUUGUGUCCUCUUUAUGUUUGUUUGUGCUAGGAAGCACACUGUAUGCUGUUUCGUAUAUGAGCUGGUUGCUGAUAAUUUCCGAGCUUUUAAUUGGAUUCUUUAGAGGAGCAGCAAUGACUUUAAGUUACAGCUAUGCUGUGGAUAGCAGUAACACAUAUUCUGAGCUACAACAACAGAGAAGUGGUUACAAACCCAUCAUUGAAAUAAGCAAUGCAAAGAAAAGUGCUAAAAUACGUGACUUGCUCUUUGCAAUUGAAGGAGUAGGUCGUGGGGUUGGAUUCAUCAUUGGACCAACAACAUCAGUGAUAUUCUCCUAUCUCAUCAACGUUGAUCAUUUCCGAUCCAUUGGCUGGUUCAACAUGGCAUAUGGUGUCAUUGUGUUUAUCCUUAUUGUGUUUUUGUUUCAAGGGGAGAGCAGCUGCAAAGGAAGGUACCGUCAGGUGCACUGUGAUCUUGAACCUGUUAAAGAAUCAGCAUGCCUAAAGACAAACAAAAUUUCAAUAAUCAUCAUUGUCUCAAUGCACCUGCUAGCAUAUGUGGAGUCCACAAUGUGGGGGUACUUUGAAGCGUUACUAUCACCUGUGCUCAGUGACUCAUUCGGUUUCAGUAUCAAUUUGACUGCUUAUGUGUUUCUAGCUUUCUCUGUUCCGAAAAUCUCCGGAUCGCUUUUGGUGAUAUUAUUCCAAUGGUUGAAAGUCAGCAUUCAAGUGAUAGGCAUCAUAGGAAUAUCAAUAACAGUCUGUGGGUACAUUGCUCUUACAGACUGGCAAACUAUUCCAUACGACCCCUGUACUCAAUACAGUCCAUUCCAUCAUCCUGAAAUAGUACCAAAUAUCACAGUGAAAAACCAUUCCAUCUCAGCACAUGAGCAAGCACUACCAACUGGCAGUCUAUAUUUGUAUGGCUCUUUACAGCUGAGUUUUGAUAUUAAUGAUCGCACAAAAUCCGCACAGCUGCCGUUUGGAAUGCAUGGACAUUGUAGCAAAGCGAUAACUUGUGACUGUAACAAAGAAAAGAAAAUUUGUCUGGCAUACAUUUUAGAAAAUUCAGAAACCUUUGAGGUAAUUUCAGCUGACUCAAUCAGACAGCAAGAAGGAUAUGACCUCUUCAAGUGUUCUCUACUCUCCAAAAGCACAAUAUGUGUAAUGAGAUCAACUGAAUUUCACUUAAAAAUGUCACACACACAGGACAUGAAUGAAAAGAGAGCAGUAUAUACGACAGACCAACUCGCUAUAGCAAGCAAUAAUUGCAUAAAUGCUGUAAUACCUGACCAUUCGUGCCAUUGGAUACCCAGAGUUCGGUAUGGAGCAUUUUGCAAAGACUGUUCUCCAAUUUGUCGGAGCACUCAUAAAACGCUGCACUUGGCCCAACUUUUUAUUGGAUCAUCACUUCUUCUGAUUGGCUAUUCGUUGGUAUGGGUGACUGCUCUUGCAAUCAGCUCAAACCUUGCACCCAAGAAAUUGCAGGGAUUGAUCAUUGGUACACUAAGUGCUGCAGGGACUCUUUCAGAAGCCACAAGCCCAAUGUUUCUGGAUGCUAUCUAUGAAGGAAUGCAGAAACGGCUAUUUCCAUCAACAAUAGCUAUUUCCAUCUUCAGCCUGCCAUUCAUUCUUGAACUAAUAUUGCUACAAUACUGGAACAUUGGCUCAGCAGAGUCAGCAGACAAAGCGAAAGAUCAAAUUGACGAUUCUGAUUGUGACCGUUUAGAAAAGACAGAGACUGAUUAACAGAGCGAGUGUGAAUUAAUGCAUCUGCAUAUAAUAUAAAGCCUAUAGCUAGCUCUGUCAUCAAAAGAGACUUUUUAAUCAUGACAAAUUACAGGCAUGCUGUGUGUAGCAAAGUACAACGUUAUAAGGGGUCACAUAGAACUACAAACACGCAUGCAGGGUGUGUGUACUCAUAGUCCAUGCAGGCUUAUAAAAAGUCAUCAGUUAUGAUUAUGGUGAAAAAUUAAUGUGCUCACAUAAUUAAAUAUGAGUGAAAAGAGCUUUACACUGCAAUUAUGCUGCAUGCAAUAUUAUACAAUACAGAGGUAACCACAGAUAUAUUCUAUUUAUAGCCAAGCUUUUAGAAGCACUUUAAAAAUUUAAGAAGUGUCACAUUCCAAUGUGUACCUCCCUGCAUGCAUUUAUAUGGAAACUGAUCUGAUGUUGGCACUGCAUGCAGUAUAAUUAGAUCUAUAUAUGUUGUACUGACCGAAAAACAAGAUGGGAAAACUAACAAAGAAUUUGGAGACUGAGAUUGAACUGGGCUUUCUCAUCAUUUGUUGUAGUCUAGCAGUGUUAUUCACUGGUGUAACUAAGGAUCAAAUUGCUUCACUUCAUAGGUUGUGACAAAUCCCAGAACAGUCAACCUUAAUCAAAUCGGUGCUACAAAUUGGCAACAAUCGGCAUUGGGGCACUUAUCGGAAGCUUUUCGAUGGGAAUUCUUGUCAAAUAUCUACCGUAUUGGUAUCUUUUUUCAUUCUCUCUUUUUUCACUUGUCCUGGGUAGCGUUCUGUAUGCUGUAUCAAAUGUGGGCUGGUUGCUAAUGGUCGGUGAAUUUUUUAUUGGGUUGUUCGAAGGAGCUCACUUGACACUAAGCUACAGUUAUGCAUCAGAGAGCAGUGUUGAAUAUGUUGAGCUACUACAAGAAAGGGAUAAAGUAAGCAGUAUUAGAACUGCUAAGGACAGCUAAUGCGAAGGUACGAGACUUUCUCUAUGCGAUUGAAGGAAUCGGUCGUGGAACUGGAUUCUUCUUUGCACCUGCAAUGGCACUGGCUUUCACUUAUCUCCGGAUGGAUCACUUUCGAUCUGUUGGCUGGCUUAAUGCAGCACGAGGUGUUGCAGUGUUUCUACUUUUUGUCUUUUUGUUCCAUGACGAGAAACUGAAGUUUAAGGGGAAGUGUAAUCUGGAGCAUUGUGGUUGCUGUGUUAUGAGGUCCAAGCCCAAUACAACUUCUUUGGCAAUAAUAUCCUCUCAGAGUUUACUCUAGUUUGUGUGCAUAUUUAUAGACGUGCCUUAAAGGCUUUUGCAUAAUAUACAUUAUUUCUCGCUUUCCGAUCAUUUUCUUUGACACACAUUUUCACAUCAGUACGAUGUUCAUUCUUACAAGUAUUGAGCAUAUAAUAUGGGGAUUCUCAGAAACUUUACUAUCUCCAGUUCUCAGUGACUCAUUUGGUUUCGAUGUGAAAGUGACAGCUUACUUUGUACUUGCUUUCGCUGUUCUGAAGAUCAUUGGAGCCGUAUUAUUUGAUUGGGAUACCUUCAAAUGGCGACCAACACUUCAGCAGCUAUUUUCGAAGCCGGCUGCUGUCCAUCGCUGAGCACUGCAACGAUUGAGUUCAUCCCGAAGGCAGUAAAAGGCAGAGAGAGGAAGUUUGUUAUUCAAGCCCGUGAUUCUCAAGACAAACCCUAUCCUAAAGGCAGCGAGCCUGUGUACGCAACUAUUCGCCUGAUGGGGUCCGAAGAAUCCCCCACUAGUUUAGCUGUCACGGACAAUAAAAAUGGCACGUACAGCGCUUCAUUUAUGCCGACGAGUAUCGGAGAGCAUGUGUUGUCUGUUACUAUUAGCAACGAGCACAUCAAAAGAAGUCCGUUCAUCGUAUACGUGAGGGAGCCAAGGGAUUAUACCACACUAAAUGCAAGUAUCCAGACGUUUAAUGCAACUAAUGUUCGUGGUAUUUCUUUGGAUGAGCACUCAAAUUUAUAUGCUACACUUCAAAAUCACAGUAUCGUGGCUUUCGAUAAAUCUGGGGCGCAGUUUUCCCAACUCGGCACACCAGGUAGCAGCAGUAGUGAUGAUGGGAAAUUCUCUGCCCCAAGAGGCAUUCUCCUGAAAAAAGAUGUUAUUUAUGUUGCAGAUCGAGAUAAUCAUCGAAUUCAGAAGCUGAAAAUAUCCGGGGAGUUUAUAGCCAAAUUUGGUACCAAAGGAUCAGAAAAAGGCCAGCUGAGUGGUCCAAGUUAUCUAUACAUGAACCCUUAGGGAAAGAUGUUUGUUUCCGAGCAUGGAAAUAACCGAGUGUCUGUUUUCGAAGCUGACGGUCGUUUUUGUUCUCACAUCACUGGUCAGGGCCAAAAGGGAGGAGAAAUAAAGAGUCCUUACGGAAUUGCGAUUGACCCAACAGGAUAUCUGCAUGUGGCAAAUUACGGUGGAGAUACGGUGAAAAUUUACACUCAAGGUGGUGAAUACAUCUCUGAAUAUGGCGGUGAUAAGGUGACUAAAGCUUGUGGAAUCUGUAUCGAUGCUGAGGGUUAUUCUUUCAUUGGCACUUACACUAAACCGGGCCGUGUGGAAAUAUUUGAUCCGGAGCACAAGCAUAUCAAGACGAUAAAUGGUCAAACCAAUACCUGGCAUCUUACUCUCGAUAAUGAUGGCUUCCUCUACGCUGCUGAUUGUAGUAACAAUCAAGUAAUGAAGUAUUAGACUCUGCUGAUUUUUGGAUUUUUUACUGCACUAUCUAUUAAUGUGUGUGUGCCAGUGACUAGAUGCUAGUUAGCAUUAUUUAUUGCGGUGCACUAUCUAGUGCCAGUGA